GCACUGUAUUGGGUUAAUAAACCAGAAGCAAUUGAAUUAUUUGAAUUUUUUCACUCACUUCUUAAGCUUUCAGACUGGCAUACUAAUGUUCGCAAUAAGCAUUUAUUAGGUGCAGUUAUAAUCACAUCAGAAGGUAGACCAUAUGUUUGGAAGGCAAUAGAUAUUAGUUUGGAAUGUGAAACAUAUGUAGAUGUAAUUGAAAAAAUCAAUUUAAUAUUUACUGAAUUAAGUGCACAAUCAAUAAAAGCUAUUGCUGUUGUAACAGAUAGUGCAGAAGCAUAUGCUGCUACUAG
This is a messenger RNA of Racocetra persica, 293 nucleotides long. Lineage: Eukaryota; Fungi; Glomeromycota; Glomeromycetes; Diversisporales; Gigasporaceae. The record is from the annotation of a GenBank genome assembly.